AUGUCUACUUCUGCAGGCCGGCGCAUAGACGAGGAGGCGAAUACAUCAUGGCGCCAACGCUCUGAACUCGAGAAGAUGGCCGAUCUACCACAAAGUCUGGACGAUGAACUUUCACGGCUCGACAAACAGUUUUGGAUCUCCGGUUCUAAACUGAAGGAGAUCGUCAGCCGCUUCAGAGAAGAGUUGGAAGAAGGCCUUACCAAAGACAAGCAGGAGGGCAUCCCUAUGAACAUCACCUGGGUGCAUAAUUUGCCUUCGGGAAAAGAGAAGGGAACGAUAUUGACUAUUGACCUUGGUGGUACGAAUCUGAGGGUUUGCAAAGUAGAUCUGCAUGGAGAUGAAGGCGGGAAAGAAGGAGAUGGGAAGCACAGCAUGGAGCAAGAACAAUACAAGUUACCAGAGGAGAUGAAGACCGGGGAUGCCGAUAGUCUAUGGAACUUCGUUACAGAAAAGGUAGCGGCCUUCAUCCAGGAUCACAAGCUUGAUCAGCAAUACAGCGUGGAGAAGCCCAUGCCAUUGGGUUUCACAUUCAGUUACCCAGCGACACAGAAACGUAUCGACCACGCAGUCCUGCAGACAUGGACCAAGGGUUUCGACAUCAAGGGCGUAGAAGGCCAGGACGCCGCGAAGCAACUUCGAGAGAAGCUGCAAGAAAGGAAGCUACCGGUCGAGUUGAUUUGCGUGAUCAACGAUACCGUCGGUGCCAUGGUGGCCUCCGCCUACAAUGACCCCGAAACGAUCGUUGGCGCUAUUUUUGGUACUGGCUGCAAUGCAGCUUUCAUGGCCAGCCUCUCAAGAAUUGGAAAACUGGACUCCAACGACGACAGAAUCACAGACGCGUCAUCCCACAACGGCGCAACGAAGGGUGAAGAGAAGAUGGCGAUCAAUUGCGAAUAUGGCGCCUUCGAUCAAGCCAAGCGUGUGCUUCCCCUGACAAAGUACGACGAGCAGAUCGACGCAGAGAGCCCGCGACCUGGAGAGCAGACUUUCGAGAAGCUCUCCGCUGGCCUGUACCUAGGCGAGAUCUUUCGUCUCAUACUCGUAGAUCUCCUCGAUCGCAGUCUCGUUUUCAGUCAAGCCUCAGACCAGGGACUACAAAAGCUGCGUGAGCCAUACAGUAUCGAUACAGGCUUCCUAUCUCAGAUAGAAGACGACGAGUCGCCCAAGUUCACCAAAACACGCGAACUCUUCCACUCUACACUCUCGAUCCAGCCCACAGACGUCGAGAUCGAGCUCUCGCGUAGACUAGCUGAGAUGAUCGCUGUGCGUGGUGCGCGACUGUGUGCCUGUGGUGUAGCUGCCAUCUGCACCAUGGAAAGUAUCGAGAAGGGUCAUGUAGCUGCCGACGGGAGUGUGGCAAACAAGCAUCCAAAAUUCAAGAGGAGAUGGGCUAAGGCACUGGGUGAAGUGCUGGGAUGGAAGGAAAAGGACUGUGGAGGAGAUGGCCCGAUUACGAUUACCAGCGCAGAAGACGGGAGUGGAGUUGGUUGCGCGAUUAUUGGGGCUAUGGAGUUAGAGAGAAGGGCGAAGACGAAGACUCACUAA
Messenger RNA from Alternaria ethzedia, 1545 nucleotides. RefSeq lists its product as uncharacterized. Lineage: Eukaryota; Fungi; Ascomycota; Dothideomycetes; Pleosporales; Pleosporaceae. The transcript has a single exon. Gene Ontology annotation, molecular function: mannokinase activity; D-glucose binding; ATP binding. The coding region runs from base 1 to 1545 and encodes 514 amino acids. Gene Ontology annotation, biological process: glycolytic process; intracellular glucose homeostasis; glucose 6-phosphate metabolic process. The record is from RefSeq and is a predicted model, not a curated record. Gene Ontology annotation, cellular component: cytosol; mitochondrion.